CCCAUUUUCUGAUAUUUCAGAUUCUGGCUUCCAAAUAAGCCAACACAAAAUAAGUGUAAAUCUGUAAUCACCGGUAGCUUGGUGCCCAGUGGAAUUUGGUAUUAGCAGAAAAAUUAAUUUAAAACAACAAUUUUUACUAUUUGGUGUUUCCUACUUGCCUUUCUCUUGUCUUUUUCUUCACCAAUGCCAUGUUGUAGCAGAUCCUUCUUCUUCAUAUAAAGACACUUAUGCAGCUGAAUUUUGACAGACCAUCAAAAACCUUAAGCAAAUGGCAACUCUCAAUAACCUAGCAUUCACUCUUUCCCUCACUGUUUUGAUCUCUUUUUACCGAUCCAAUGCUGAACAAACUCAAUCCAUAGCCAGAUUUCUUGAAACUGAUCAAUAUCUUAACGAAACUGGUCACUGGAGGAAUUAUCUGAUUCAAUCCCAAGAACCAAUGCUGAAACUGGCAUCACCUAUGGUGUUAUCAGGAGUUUUAUGCUUCAUAGCUGCUUCUAUAUCCAGUGCAGGCGGCAUUGGUGGUGGAGGUUUGUUUGUUCCUAUAUUGACAAUUGUGGCAGGUCUAGACCUGAAAACAGCUUCAAGUUUUUCAGCUUUUAUGGUCACUGGUGGCUCUAUUGCUAAUGUUCUAUGUAACUUGUUUAGUCCCAAAUUUGGAGGCAAGGCUUUGAUUGAUUAUGAUAUUGCACUUCUAUCAGAACCUUGUAUGCUUUUAGGAGUUAGUGUUGGCGUGAUUUGUAAUUUGAUUUUCCCAGAAUGGCUGAUCACAGUUUUAUUUGUUCUAUUUCUUGUUUGGUCUACUUUCAAGACUUGUAAGAAUGCGGUUGCGCACUGGAAUUUAGAAUCAGAAGAAGUGAAGAGAAAUGGUCAUGGAAAUCUCGAAAAUGGGCGUGUUAAGGACAGGUCUAGUAUUGGAAAUGAAGAAAUCAAGAUUAUCAAAGAGCCUCUUAUGGGUAUAGAAAUGGAAAACAGAAUGAGUUUUACAUGGGAGAAAUUGGGGGUUUUAGUUUUGAUUUGGUUAUCUUUCUCAUUCCUAUAUUUGCUUCGUGGGAAUCGCUAUGGAGAGGGAAUUGCACCAUUGAAGCCAUGUGGAGUAGGAUAUUGGGUUGUCUCAUCACUUCAAAUCCCUCUUGCAAUAAUUUUCACAGCAUGGAUCCUGCUGAAGAAACGGCACUACCAAAAUCAAACUGCAAACCUUCAGUUGUUUGUGAAGGACAUCGAUGACUCAAUGGAAGGCAGAGCACCAAACAAGCUCACUUUCCCAAUAAUGGCACUUUUAGCAGGGAUAUUAGGUGGAGUUUUUGGUAUUGGAGGUGGAAUGCUUAUCAGCCCUCUUCUUCUUCAUGUAGGGAUACCACCUGAGGUAACUGCAGCAACUUGUUCUUUUAUGGUUUUCUUUUCAUCUACCAUGUCAGCAUUUCAGUAUUUAUUAUCUGGUAUGGAGCACACAGACACAGCCCUUAUGUUUGCCAGCAUAUGUUUUGUUGCUUCACUUGUUGGAUUGCUAGUAGUUCAGAGAAUCAUACAAGAUUAUGGCAGGGCUUCCAUAAUUGUGUUCUCAGUUAGUAUUGUGAUGGCUUUGAGCACAGUUCUUAUAACCAGCUUUGGAACUAUUGAUGUCUGGAGAAAUUAUGAAUCUGGGACUAACAUGGGCUUCAAACUUCCAUGUUGAAAAGAAAAAGGGACAAGAUUAGCUAUAAACGAACUAAAUGUUAAGUGCGAGUAGAAAUGCCUCUCAUUUAUGAAGGGAGCAAGAGCAAGAGCAUCACAUCAGGCUGGUAGGUUAUUAGAAGCAGAACAGCAGGUUUUCCACUUGGCUCUAAUGCCUCAGUGAGACCCAGUAGACAAAAGGAUAUAGUCAAGGAAAUCCCUAGUAUAUUGUUCUUCGAAGAGGGUAGUGGAUAUGAAUUGUACUUUCAAGCAUGCAAACAAAAUAUUACUAAUUUGUUAA
Messenger RNA from Ricinus communis (castor bean), 1951 nucleotides. RefSeq names its product sulfite exporter TauE/SafE family protein 2. Gene Ontology annotation, cellular component: membrane; Cul4A-RING E3 ubiquitin ligase complex. Gene Ontology annotation, biological process: protein ubiquitination. The transcript has 4 exons. Bases 269 to 1672 code for a protein of 467 amino acids. Lineage: Eukaryota; Viridiplantae; Streptophyta; Magnoliopsida; Malpighiales; Euphorbiaceae. The record is from RefSeq and is a predicted model, not a curated record.